AUGGCAGAGCAAAUGCCGCGCAGUGGUUCAAGUCGUCAACAUCGAUCAGACAAAGGAAUGAUACAAUCACCAGAUGGAUGGAGUACCGUUGGUGGAAGUUGGAAUAAAGAAAAAGUUGGUGAUCUUACUAAAUUUGGAUCAGUUAACCGUAGUAAAAUCGUCAGUUUAGCAUCGGGAGGCAUAUUAGGAAGCUUAUCAGGAGGGGCUAAAGGUUGGAACAAGAGUGAUAAUAAAGAUCGGGAUGAUAAACCUAUGAGCUUUAGUAGGAUGAAUUCAACAACGAAUAUAUAUAGCGUAAUAAAUUCAGAGAGCUCGGGGGGAAGAAAGAGCUCUGAAUCAAUUUCUUUAGACGCUCAAAAACCCUCCUCACCAACGGCGCGUAAAAAAUUAAUUUUAGCCCCACGCACAAAGAGUUUCACACCUGAAGAGCCUGUAAAUUUGGCAUUUAAAUCUACUUUCAGGAUGGCAUCAUCAGCACAAACAAAAGAAGAAUUAGUUACAAAGAAAAUCUGUAACAGUAUUAACAAUAUGGUGGAAGAAUUCUUCUCAAUAUGGGAGAGUCAAGUACGUGCAAUUAAUAUAGAGGAUAUCCCAGUAAAAUACCAUCCAAAAGCAAUAGAAACAUUCGUAAACAAAGUAAUCGAGAAAAAGCAGAGAGAUGUGGACAAUGUUAUGAAAUUGUUCAAAGAAAUUGUAUCCUCCAGAACUUGUGAUACUGAUAUUUUUAAAGCUGGGUUUACAGCUACUUUUGAAUUCUUGGAGGAUAUUGGCGCAGAUGCUCCAAUGGCUUAUUCUUUUACAGGGCAAUUAUUAUCUAGCACCGGACUUGAUUUGCGGGACAUUACAAAACUUCUUAAACAUUUUGAUGAUGACAAUACAGUUGUAAAAAUUUUGAAGGGAUAUGCGAAUGCUUUAAAAAAUGAUGUGGUAUGUUAA
Molecule: messenger RNA, 936 nt
Organism: Rhizophagus irregularis DAOM 181602=DAOM 197198
Lineage: Eukaryota; Fungi; Glomeromycota; Glomeromycetes; Glomerales; Glomeraceae
Source: RefSeq, a predicted model, not a curated record